Paramecium pentaurelia is the source of this 3951-nucleotide messenger RNA. The record is from the annotation of a GenBank genome assembly. Lineage: Eukaryota; Ciliophora; Oligohymenophorea; Peniculida; Parameciidae.
AUGGUGUAUACAUCAUCAGGAUGUACUCAAUUUCAAAGAGACUCAAUUCAAAUUUACUCUACUUAAAACGAAUAAGUAAUGUUGAAAUAUGAAGAUAUAUUUAUAAACAGAGAUUUUAGCAAUGUUUCAAUAAUAGACUAAUCAGAAACUCUUAGUUAUAUUAAUCCAAUAAAAUUAUUGGAAUAAGUCGAUAAUGAUUCCUCUUCAAUUUUGGCUAUUAAUGUUUUAUUAUAAGAUCUAAGUUAUGAAUGGAAGAAUAGAUUUACAGCAUUGGUAAAAAAUAAUUUGAAAUAUAAAAUCUCUAUUAGUAACUAAAUAAAUACAGGUUAGCAUAGUAGAAUACCUAUAUUUGAUAAAUUCAGCACAGAAAUAGAUGCAGAUAUUUGUUAUGAUUUAGCAUUUUUAUCUAAUUCAAUUAUUGUAGCUGAUUGUGCUUAUGUAGAACAAAAUGGAGGAAUGUAAAAUAUUAUGUUUUUUUGGAAUGAUGAAACUCAAACAUUUAUGAAAAGUGAAAAUGAUAACUUAAUUGGUUAUACUUCUACUAUUAAAAGAAAAUUAUUGGUUGCUAAUUAAUAAUUAUUUAGAGCAUCACUUUAUAAUAAGGAUCAAUCAUAAUAUGAUUCAGUCUUAGAAGUAUUUAAUCAAUAAGGUACAUUGGAAUAUUAUAUUGAUACAAAUACUCUUAAGUACUUAACUUCUAAUACAUAAAAUCUAUAGAUAGUUGAUUUUCGUAUAAGCACAGUAGGUUAAAUAGCAAUUUUGAAUUAUGAUGGAUGUAUUUUAGUAUUAAAUUAUUCAAAACGUGAAACCUAAUGGAAAUUAUUGCAUGAAUUUUAACAUGGACAAAAUGCAAAAUCAUUUGAUUUUAAUUUCAAAAUUGGUACUUAUGUUAUAAACUUUGGAGAAAAAAUUCUAUUUUAGAGUCUUACAAAUUAAUUUUCAUUAACCCUUAACACUUCAAUUGAUUAAAUUUAUAUUACAUAAUCUGUAAUAUUUACAUUAUCAUAAAAUACAAUAAUAAGAACAUUUGAUUAAUAAUUAAAUAGUAUCUCUUAAAUAGAAGUAUCAAAUUUAAAGUUCAUAUUAAAUGAUUACACAUAAGAUGAUAUAAUAGUUAUUAAAUAAAAUAAUAUUGGAAGAUAUCUACUAAUCAAGUAGCAUACUUUAAUCUUUAAAUCAAAGUAAAUAUAUGAAGAUACACAUGUAUCCUAACUUAUUUAAUAUCUAUCUAAUAAUGAGAAAUGCAUAUUAUAAAUAUAUCAUUCAACAAUUUCAACAGAUACUGAAAGAAUAUUCUUAUCAGAAACUAAUCAAAGUUUAUUUUCUGGUGCCAUACCUACAUAUCCAAAAGAUGCUAAAAUUUAAAUAAAUGAUUAAGCUAUUUAUGGAUAGAACUUAUAAUUAAGAAUAUUAAAUAUUUCCAAUACUCUAGUCAAUCUUAAUAUAAUAAUCAAAAAAUUUGAUUAGUAAAUAAUAUAGAUUCAACCAAGCAAUAAUUCUUUAACUUUAUUUUAAGUUGAAUAAAUAGAAUAAGAAUAUUUGGUAGUUAAAUAAUUUAAUAAUGAUUGGGUUCAAUUAACAUAUUGUUCAGUUGCUAAUUCAACUUGUUAGAUAUUUGAAAUAAUGAAAAAAUUAGAUUAUUUAAGGUAAAAUAAUUCAUGUACUUGGACUUCAUCUAAUACUAUGUUUAUAGCAUAUCCAUAAAUAGAACCAUAUUCUAUUUAAGUUUAUUAAGUUUAAAAUAAAAAAUUAUUCAAUAAUAUCUUCACUACUAAAUAUUAAGUUGAUAAAAUUUAAAAAAGCAAAGAAGUUCUACUUUAUUUAUCAUUAACUAAUUCUACAAUCGCAGCCUACUAUUAUUCUUAUAUUGAUUUAAUGAAUCUAUUUGAGAUUAAUGUCUAGACUAUAUAGGAUUUGGGAGUGAAAUAAUGGACACCUUCAAACAUUCAUGCUAAUCAAUACAGUAACAUAGUAUUUGUUAGAAAUUAGAAUGAUACUGAAGUAAUUAUUUUAAGUUGUUCUUUGAUUGGAUUUUCUAUAAUUGAUAUCUUAAAAUUUGAGAAUAAAGUUUAAGAUAUUUUAAUAUUUGAAAAAUACUUUGCAAUAAUGAUAGACAAUCAAUAUUUAAUAUAUGAUAUGACUCAAUAAGAGAAUAUUCAUUUUGUCAGAUAAUUGUAUUCAUUUGGUUAUAAAAUGAAUACUGCAAUAAGAUAUACAUAUGAUGGAUGGAUUUACAUUAUCUCUGAUAAUAAACUUUUAGUUUAUAAUAUAAAUAAAUUAAAUGUUAAUUCAUUAUGGCAUGUAUUUGAUAAUUUUGAAGAAAGAUUUCUGGCUGCCUUUAAUAAUAAACUAUUUAUAAAAGAGAAUACUAUUAUUGAAUUUUAUGAUCAAUUCUAAUUUUCAUCAAAUUGUAAAAUGUUAAAUACAAUUUUUAUAGGUCAAAUUAAUAUGACAACAUAUAUAUAAAAUUAGAAUUAGAAUAUUAUACUAUCUUCAGUUGAAACUAUUAGAAACAUGUAAACAUCAAUUCAACUUAAUCAAGAUGAUAUUAAUGUGACUACAAGAUUAAGUAAAAAAUAUUAAGACUUUUGUGAUAAAAUUUCAGAUGAUUGGAUUCAAAAUUCAAUUGUAACAAACAUAGAAAUCAAAUGUAGAGAUUGUAAUAAUGAAAUUUAAUUAAAACCAUAUCUAAAUAUAAAUGAAAUAAAUUAUGUUGAAGCUGGUUUAGAUAUUAAAGAAUUGGAUCUUAAUUCAAUGAUCAUUUUGUAUCAAAAUAAAUUUACUAUAUUAUAAAAAGCUAACAAAUAAAUCAUUUAAGAAAUACAAUUUGAUUAUAAAUGCACUUAAAUAUUGUAUUAAUCUUCUUCAAAGAUUCUUUUAAAAUGCAUUAUAUAAGAAUCCUUAUAUAUAAUUUAAUGGAAAUAUAUAAAUAAUACUUUUAAAAUUGAUUAAGAGAAUUUAAUCAUAAAUUCUAAACUAUUAAAUAUUGCUUUAUUUGGUUAAGAUUUGUUUUUGAUUGAAAAAUUUUAAAUUAGUUUUUAUAAAUGUUCUAAUGAAAAUUUUAAAUUAAAUGAAUGUCAAUUAGUUAUAAAUAUACAAUUACCAGGAUAUUAUUUGAAUAUCAUAGAAAUUAAACCUUUUUAUUAUAUUUAUUAUUAUGACUUUUAAUUAAAUAUUUUACAAUUAGAUCCAAAAUCAUCUAUUUAAUAAAUUAAUUAAUAGAAAUAUAUGAUUGAUAUUAAUAAAAUCAUAGAAAAUCAUGGAUUUUAAAAAGUAUAAGAAGAAUGGUUAAAUUUACACAUAAUUAGUUCUAAUAAAAUAAAUGAAACAAUAAAGUAAGAGUUUUUGUUUAUUUCUUAAACAUAUUUACAUUUUUAAAUACUAUUUGAAUUUACUCCAAAAAUAAGUAUAUAAAAAGAUAAAUUAAUUGUAUUCUAAAAUUAUGCAGAUUGGAUUGCUGUAAAAUCAAUUAGCUAUAAAAAUAAGGUGAUAAUUUAAUAUAAAAAGGAUGAAUAAAGCAUCUUAACAUUAUAUAAAUAAGGAUAAUAAGAAGUUAUUACAUAAAUUGGAGGAAUUUAAGUUUAAGCUUAAUCAGAUUCUAAUUUCGAAAUAAUAAGUGAAAUUAAUGAAGUAUUUAAAUUAAUUUAUUUUUAGGUCUUUUUAUAUAGUUUAAAUGAGAAGAAAGAGAAAUUCUAUAAUAAAUAUAUUCUUAAUGAUGAUUUAAAAUUAUGUAUAAAUGGAAAAAUAGAGAAUCAAGAAAUCUAAUUUAAUGUUUCUAAUGGAUUCACUUCAACAGUUUAAUUAGUAUAAAUAGAUGUAGUAUAUGAUUACUUCACAUUCUGGUAAAUAUGGGUACUUAUAUUUGUGAUUUUAAUAUGUUUGGGUAUUGGAUAUUAUUAUUGGAGAAAAAGAUAAAAUGAAAAAAAUAGGAAACUCUAUUUAUUAGAAUGA